Messenger RNA from Phaeoacremonium minimum UCRPA7, 969 nucleotides. RefSeq names its product putative autophagy-like protein 9 protein. Lineage: Eukaryota; Fungi; Ascomycota; Sordariomycetes; Togniniales; Togniniaceae. Gene Ontology annotation, cellular component: autophagosome; phagophore assembly site. Gene Ontology annotation, biological process: autophagy of mitochondrion; protein localization to phagophore assembly site. The coding region runs from base 1 to 969 and encodes 322 amino acids. The transcript is spliced from 4 exons. The record is from RefSeq and is a predicted model, not a curated record.
AUGGCCCAAGUUGCAUCUGGCAGCGCCAAGCAGAAGGCCAUGUGGAGAUGGGUUAAUGUCUCCAAUCUCGACAACUUCAUCACAGAUGUCUAUGAUUAUUAUCAAGGUGACGGACUUUGGUGCAUCCUGCUGGAGCGACUUCUCCACCUCGUCAUUCUUGACUUCGUGUUCGACGAGCAGGGACAAGUCAACCAAGAAUUCUUGAAAGCCGAUCGGCGUGGCCAGUUGAGUCAAAAGCUGAAAGCCCGGUUCAUGUUCGCAGGAUUUAUGAACCUGAUUCUGGCUCCUUUCCUUACGGCUUAUCUCAUCAUUGUUUACUUCCUCACUUACUAUAAUGAAUAUCAGAAGAACCCUUCAGCCCUCAAUGCUCGUAACUACACGCCGCUCGCUGACUGGAAGUUCCGGGAAUUCAACGAGCUACCGCAUCUGUUUAGGGAACGCCUUAAUAUGUCGUACCCAUUUGCAACGCGAUACAUCGAUCAGUUUCCCAAAGUCAAGAUGGAGCGACUGGCCAGAACUAUUGCAUUUAUCGCCGGUGCAGUGGUCACCGUGUUGGCUAUUGCCUCGCUUAUUGACCCGGAAAUGUUCCUCAGCUUCGAAAUAACACAUGAUAGGACCGCCUUGUUCUAUAUCGGUAUUUUCGGCAGUGUAUGGGCUUUCGCUCGUGGCAGCAUCACAGAUGACGACAGUGUCUUUGACCCCGAGUACGCCCUCCGCCAGGUGAUCGAGUAUACGCACUAUCAACCUGAUCAUUGGCAAGGCCGUUUGCACAGUUUCGAUGUUAAGAAGGAGUUCGCCGACCUCUACAAGAAUAAAAUAGUCAUAUUUGUUGAGGAGAUACUCAGCAUCCUUAUCACGCCACUCAUCCUGAUUGCAAGCCUGCCAAAGUCCAGCGAUCAGGUAAUUGACUUCUUCCGAGAGUUUACUAUUCAUGUGGAUGGGUUAGGCGGCCGAGAUGCAGACCUCUAG